Messenger RNA from Homo sapiens (human), 805 nucleotides. RefSeq names its product 2'-deoxynucleoside 5'-phosphate N-hydrolase 1 (gene DNPH1). Gene Ontology annotation, biological process: allantoin metabolic process; carbohydrate derivative metabolic process; positive regulation of cell growth. Gene Ontology annotation, cellular component: cytoplasm; nucleus. NCBI's taxonomy places the organism in Eukaryota, Metazoa, Chordata, Mammalia, Primates, Hominidae. Bases 26 to 472 code for a protein of 148 amino acids. The transcript is spliced from 3 exons. The record is from RefSeq and is marked reviewed. Gene Ontology annotation, molecular function: 5-hydroxymethyl-dUMP N-hydrolase activity; identical protein binding; protein homodimerization activity.
GCCGGAGAGCGCGGGCGGCUGGGGAAUGGCUGCUGCCAUGGUGCCGGGGCGCAGCGAGAGCUGGGAGCGCGGGGAGCCUGGCCGCCCGGCCCUGUACUUCUGCGGGAGCAUUCGCGGCGGACGCGAGGACAGGACGCUGUACGAGCGGAUCGUGUCUCGGCUGCGGCGAUUCGGGACAGUGCUCACCGAGCACGUGGCGGCCGCCGAGCUGGGCGCGCGCGGGGAAGAGGCUGCUGGGGGUGACAGGCUCAUCCAUGAGCAGGACCUGGAGUGGCUGCAGCAGGCGGACGUGGUCGUGGCAGAAGUGACACAGCCAUCCUUGGGUGUAGGCUAUGAGCUGGGCCGGGCCGUGGCCUUUAACAAGCGGAUCCUGUGCCUGUUCCGCCCGCAGUCUGGCCGCGGUGAGCACCCCAAGCCUCCCUCCUGGCUUUCUAUGGACCCAGCCCUCAGCUCCUUCCCUGGUGGGCUCUGAGCACCGCGCCUCUCCCAAGGGGUAAGGGAGCUGUGAGGGUGUGGAUGGGAGGCAGCUUCACCUUUCCCUGCCCUUUCCAGUGCUUUCGGCCAUGAUCCGGGGAGCAGCAGAUGGCUCUCGGUUCCAGGUGUGGGACUAUGAGGAGGGAGAGGUGGAGGCCCUGCUGGAUCGAUACUUCGAGGCUGAUCCUCCAGGGCAGGUGGCUGCCUCCCCUGACCCAACCACUUGACUUAAUCUCACUUUCUUAAAUUCUUCUAUUCUCAGACACUGCUCUAGUACCAUUCCUUCCUCUUAGCCCCAGGAGCAAAUUAAAAGGUACAGUUAAAAUCCUAA